Messenger RNA from Colletotrichum phormii, 3270 nucleotides. RefSeq names its product kinase-like domain-containing protein. NCBI's taxonomy places the organism in Eukaryota, Fungi, Ascomycota, Sordariomycetes, Glomerellales, Glomerellaceae. The record is from RefSeq and is a predicted model, not a curated record. The transcript is spliced from 5 exons. Gene Ontology annotation, molecular function: protein serine/threonine kinase activity; ATP binding. Gene Ontology annotation, biological process: peptidyl-threonine phosphorylation; peptidyl-serine phosphorylation. The coding region runs from base 1 to 2949 and encodes 982 amino acids.
AUGUCUUCUCAUGAGUACCUUGAUUUGUGCGACGAGAUUCGCAAUUUGUUUUUGAAACAUCUAGAGCGCAAAGAUAGUGUGAACCUACGAUUCGCCACCCGCGAGACACCGAAAGGUGUCUUGAGCCCGCACUAUCUCCGCCUCUUCUUCCGCAGCCUGAUCGGCGAGGAGGCACCCCAAGGCCGCCAAUUCACCAUUACAGAGGACCAAUUCAUUGCAAGUGUCCAGCAUAGAGAACUACACAACUUUCUGGCCAUCAUCGCGUUCGCUGGCUGUCGUAUUGAGGCAGCUAGAAACUUCACAGAGAAGCUAGCUGGCGUUCCCGAGUGGCCGCCGCCCGAAGGAGGGAUCUCUAGGCGCGUAUGUUUGCUACCGACCGACCUUCAAAGCUUGACAGAGUUCUUCGACGGGGAUGAAGCGACGGCGGACAAGUUCUACGGAUCACAGGCUCCAUUUUGUACUGUGGUGCUUCGGCAACGAGAGGAGACUACGAUACAUGGCGAUACCCAGCGUCUCCCGUACGUGGAAGAAGAGCUGCUGGGCUCAGGCGCUUUUGGCAGAGUUUACAAAGUGAAGAUUGCCAAGGGGCAUUUCGAAGAUCGUCGCAGAAAUGACAGCAGGGAACGAUGGGUGGCUCGGAAAGACUACAUCACCAGGUCGUCCUCAGAUUCCAAUGUCGAGUCCAGGGAAGAAGGAGAGAUCAUGAAGAUGAUUCUCAGCUUGUCAAAGACCUGCGAGAAUAUCUUAGAGAAUCUCGGGACCUUGAACAUUGAGUAUCCCACGGGCGCCAGCCCGGCACCGUACAGUCUCUUCAUGCCGCUAGCGGUCUGCGAUCUGGGAGCAUACAUGAAAAAGGACGGCUCAAACGCGCCAAAGACGGCGAACAACCGGGCUGGCUUCAUACGGUCUGCGAUCGGUCUCGCCAACGGCCUCAAAUUCCUUCACGAAGAGAUGCAGUCCCCCGGCCUCGAGCGGAUCGUCUGCUAUCACAUGGAUCUGAAGCCGAGCAACGUCCUCAUUUUCCGAGAAACCGUCACGAGCGCCGAUGGGAUCGAGAUUCGCUACAUUUGGAAGUUGAGCGACUUUGGCAUGUCGAGGGUCAAGAUUCGGCACCAGACCAGCCACGAGGAAGAGAGAGAUAUCGCCAAGUGGUUCACGAAGCGACGCGAUUGGCAGCAGAGGACCAUGUCCGGGACCCAGAACCGGCGCGGGCAGGGGACGUACUUACCCCCGGAAUCGUUCCGUGAGGGGAAAGUCAUGAAUACGAGGAGCGAUGUGUGGUCGCUGGGCUGCGUGCUCAGCGUCCUCUUUGUGUAUCUCGAGGGCGGGAAGAGUGCGAUUGACAAUUACGAGACGAACCGACUCAAAUACCGCAGAGGUAUCGACGCUAGCUACGACGUCUUCUUCCACGUCUGGUCACUGGGGUUCUUUUCCGUGAAUACUUUACACUCGGCUGUCAAGACGACUCACAGGCAACUCAUUCGCAAGGCUGCGGCGAGAAGCGUUAAGGAACACGAAGCAGUCCGGACCAUGCUAAAUUUUCUCGAGUCCAAAGUUUUGAAGAUCAGUCAGAACAAGAGGUGCAGUGCAAAGGAGGUCGAGAACAUGCUUCGACGCACGCUCGACGCGUACGAGGAGAUUGAUCGGCUCGAAUCUUCACAGGAAACUCUGAAACAACUAACACUGCCCAGGCCCAAAUCUUCCACGGAACAGAGUGUGCAACAGUGGCGCAUACCAAGAGGGAGAUACGAUGUAUUCAAGGGCUGUAAGGUAUCACCAGACGGCAGUAUAAUUGCGUACUGGAGCGACAGCGACAUUUCACUGUUUGCCUCAAGCUCUACCCCGAACGCAGAGGGAGACUUCCUGGAAAACAUCGGGGGACGUUCCUUGGAGUUAUUGGGAUCGACGAGCCGGUUCUGGAAAGCUGUUUGCCUAACCAACAACUAUCUGAUUGCCACGACCACGGGGAAUAUCUUCAACUGUUACAUAUUUAAAAUAGGACAAGGAGCUGGAGCCGACUCCAGCCCCAAGAACCAUUGGCACAUUCGGCUUCCAACAGUUCCGGAAGUCUACAUCAUGGCGAUGUCAACCGAUCAACAGAGUUUGGUCUUCGUGGUAGAAAAUCAGGAAGACGAGAGCCUUUCGGGAUCCAUCUUCCAUGUGAGAAUCGAGGAUUUGAUAGAAAUGGGAUCUACUUCAGAGGGAAAUGAAACAGAACAGAGCGGCAGGAAUUUGUUGGACCGCUUCAUCGCAUUCGACUGGCCUGCUGAAGACGUGAUGUCGUUAUCGCUCACCAGCCAGAACCGAUGCUACGCUGCGAUCCGUCCGUAUCUGGAAGAAAACGGCUUAUAUCGCAUCCCGGUCGUUUCAUACUCCCUCGAAACCCAGGAUUAUGAGGAAGUGUUUCUCGAGCCGCGAGAUCAAGAGAGCAAGGGCUCAAGUCUCUUCACUACGUUUGCGGGAUUACACCAACAGGCCGCUUGUGUCAUCGUAUCUCGAGAAUCCCAACUAUUCACCGUCGAUCCUCAUGCGAAUACAUCCCACGUACAGGCGAGACGAUCUCGGUACCCCAAGAUCAUCGAGAAUUACCGCCUUCUCAGAGUCAUGAUCGAUCCAAGCGACGACACGAUCUUCGCCCUCGGGAGCAGAGCAGAUGGUGGUUGUAUACUUGUACUCGAGAUUGCAAGACCGGAGACGAGGGAUCCGGUGGUCAUUCGCGAAUUGGCACAAUUACCUGGCCUAUCCGAGAACGACGAGUUCACCGGCACCAUAGUCGGCAAUGAUGGCAACCGCCAUAUUCUAAUCACUGCACUUGUAGGGGCCAACCGGCACGCUGUAUUCAAGAUUGAUCUCUCUGGGAGACUCCCAGAUACGCUGCCCGGUCCUCCAACAUCUGAUCAAACCGGUAGAUCGUCCAGCUCGACGUCCUUGUUGUGCUGUUUCCGAUAAAACAGGCCCCGCCAGCUCAGGGCUCUCAACCCUGAUACCUUUGCGUUGAGGAAGCUUCCUUCCCGCAUCGUGUAAUACGUUCCAAAGGUUGCCGUAGUGAGGAGGACAGAAACGAGCACAUAUAUCCAGAUCAUCGGACUGCUGAUGAUUCUACCGGUCACAGAGUCCAUGUCGAAAAAGUUCAUUCCAAAGAAGGUCUAUCGCAACAGUCCUUAGUCAGCUGCGACAGUUUUUUUAUUAAGUACAUUUGUCGCCGAGUCCCCGGGAAAGACGGGAGAAAGGCUUUUACUCACAGCUAUAAAAGAAGGCGGCAAGUAGAGU